Molecule: messenger RNA, 441 nt
Organism: Prunus armeniaca (apricot)
Lineage: Eukaryota; Viridiplantae; Streptophyta; Magnoliopsida; Rosales; Rosaceae
Source: the annotation of a GenBank genome assembly
AUGUCUUCUGAAGAUUGUAGUAAGUCAUCAAGCUCUCAGGUGCCUUCGUAUUUGUGGGGAGGCUCCCAAGUGUACAGCAAAAGGUUCGUGGCUAACCUGUACCACCUUACAAUUGAAGCUCAGUUCCAAAAGUGGCGGGCUGCUUAUGCUUCUGCCAUUCCAUAUGAAGUGCAUGUCGAGCAAGCGAAGCCUCGAACUGACGACGUGCCUUGUGUGGAUGCGAAUGAUCCUGAUGCUAGGAUCAUCACCUUCCGUCCUUUUUAUUUUUCCUUGGGCUUCACAUUUCCGUUGUCAAAGCUUUUCAAGGAGGUGUUCUGCGCCAUGAAGUGUGCUCCAAGUCAGUGUACUCCGAACGUUUACCAAGCGAUCAUGUGUUUUGAAAACCUGAGUCGUUUCUUUAAGCUGGAGCUGACGGUGAGAGAGUUCUUCAACUUUUUCUAA